Molecule: messenger RNA, 1361 nt
Organism: Spodoptera exigua (beet armyworm)
Lineage: Eukaryota; Metazoa; Arthropoda; Insecta; Lepidoptera; Noctuidae
Source: the annotation of a GenBank genome assembly
GUAAAAUAAAAAACGUGCCAGACGAACUGAACGCGGUGUGGUCAAGUGCGGUGCGUAUUUACAGCACGGCGCGGCGGGUCCCCACGUUGCCGCUGGUGUCUCUUAUCGGUAAUUAGACACACAUAAAUAGUUCAUCUUGUUAUUCCCGUCACAUAUAUCGCGAGUGACGGUCGAGAGGUCGUAUCGGUACUGUGCUGAUGAAAUCAACCGUAACUAUCCAAGAAGUAGUGAACAAAUUAGAUCACCUGUCCUUACCACUAACUACCAGAAUGCCUAACAUCAAAGUGUUCAGCGGGAGUUCCCACCCAGACCUAGCGCAAAAGAUCGUUGAUCGCUUGGGGAUCGAUCUAGGAAAGGUAGUAACCAAGAAGUUUAGCAACAUGGAAACAUGCGUGGAAAUAGGUGAAUCUGUACGUGGCGAGGAUGUUUACAUUGUGCAGAGUGGUAGCGGCGAGAUUAAUGACAAUCUCAUGGAGCUACUGAUCAUGAUUAACGCCUGUAAGAUUGCUUCUGCAUCUCGAGUGACAGCCGUGAUCCCGUGCUUCCCUUACGCGCGACAGGACAAAAAAGACAAGAGUCGAGCGCCAAUUACUGCAAAACUUGUUGCCAACAUCCUGUCAGUGUCUGGUGCCGACCACAUUAUCACAAUGGACCUCCAUGCAUCGCAAAUUCAAGGAUUCUUCGACAUUCCUGUGGAUAACCUCUUUGCUGAACCUGCUGUUUUGAAGUGGAUCAAGGAGAAUAUUCCUGACUGGAAGACCAGUAUUGUAGUGUCUCCUGAUGCUGGAGGUGCCAAGAGAGUCACAUCUAUUGCUGACAGAUUGAAUGUAGAGUUUGCUUUGAUUCACAAAGAGAGGAAAAAGGCUAAUGAGGUGGCUUCUAUGGUGCUUGUUGGUGAUGUAAAGGAUAGGACCGCAAUCCUGGUAGAUGACAUGGCAGACACUUGUGGAACAAUCUGCCAUGCUGCAGAGAAACUCAUAGAAGCAGGUGCCAUUAAGGUGUAUGCUAUACUGACUCAUGGUAUUUUCUCUGGACCAGCUAUCUCAAGGAUCAACAAUGCAUGCCUAGAAGCUGUUGUCGUCACAAACACAAUCCCGCAGGAGAGGCACAUGCAGGAGUGUCCCAAAAUCCAGUGUAUUGAUGUGUCUAUGAUGCUUGCGGAGGCUGUGAGACGUACACACAAUGGAGAAUCUGUAUCCUACCUAUUUUCUAAUGUUCCAUAUUAGUAUAAUUUUCUUUAUUUUUACACAUGAUAUUUUACUAUAAUAUAGGUGAGUGUUAUGAUUCGUAUCAUAAAAAAUGGCAUGUAACUUGUAACAUUACUUGUACUGUUAUUGGCUUGAGUAAAACUUAGUGUUACA